AAGAAAGAACACUUUCUUCAACUUAAUUUAAAUUAACCGCGCCACAUUAGCUCAUGUUCUAUAAUCGAGAUGUCGACAGGGAUCGAUAUAUGACAUGAUGAAGAUAGAGAACACACGUGAACAUUACUUACAAAAUUAGGAAACGGAAUAAUAAACUAAAGGAGAAGGAAACCGAGGAGAAUAGACUUUAAUUGUCGUUUCUCUUUCUUUUAGCUCUUUCUUUUAGAGCAACACUUUGGCAAUUCUCCUGAAAGUUCCUCAUAUCAUCUUUUGUCUUAUAAAACGACAAUUGUGGUCAACAACAAACAAAAAUGGUCAGACUACAAUUUGAAAUUACAAUAGUAGCUUCUCCAAAAGAUGAAAAAUCGAACACAUUGGCCAUAACCUCAAUCAAGACAGAAGAUGAGAAAACUUACUGUUUGUCAGGAGACAAAAUAUACAUGGCUAACCACACAGAACUAAUGAAAACAGAUACUUUUGCUAAGGUAAGGAACAGCAUCAAAAGAAGACAUCAAUCAAGGAAGGUUUGGAUUACACUAACGGAUAAACUGAAGGAAAUCUAUUCGGAUGAAGAAGGUAAUUUACAAUUCUUAGAUGAAUACUUGGAGGAAGUAGAAGCACAGAACCCAGCGGAAGAAAAAAAUGAUAACUUGAAUAAGAUAUUAGAAAAAUUAGUAGAAGCAUCACAGAAGAGGAACGGGGAAAAAAAUCUGAAAAAUAUUGCAGAAAAGUAUCUGAUUGAAAAGUUCACGAGUAAGAACUCGAACGCCAAACAAUGGAUGGAAACGUUCGAGAAAGAAUGCACACGACUUGAUAUCACAGAAGAUGAACAAAAAAUAGAAGUAUUGAGACUAUUCCUGGAUAAAUCCUGCGCAGAUUGGCACUCUGCAACAUUAACAAGAUUAUCAACCGAAGCACAAUGGGGUGAAUGGAAGAAUAGAUUCCUAGAGACUUUUGCGGACAAAGGAUGGAACACGGUAACGUAUGCUCUAGCAUUUAAAUAUAAAGAAGGAUCACUCAUCGACUACGCGAUAAAAAAAGAAAAGCUUUUGUUAGACAUGAACAAAGACAUAGAUUCGGUAACACUAACAGCCCUCAUAGCGACAGGACUGCCGGAAUUCAUAUUGAAUAGAAUAGAUAGAGAAUCAUGCACAGAUUCAACAACACUAUUCACUGAAAUUAGAAAAUACGAAAAUUUAGUGAAUAGAAAAACUUUCAUGAAGAGGACAGAUAAUAAAACCGAUUACAAGAAGAGAAAUGAAGAAAAGAAGCCAUGCAAAAUAUGCGAAGAUCUGAACAAAGGAAGCAGAUAUCACCCACAGGAAGCAUGCUGGUUCAAGACACAGGAAAAUAAUAAAGAAAGAAAUAAACCGAAAGUAGUAGGACAACAUUCAGUAAUAGAAGUAGAAUUAAAUACAGAGACAAAAAACGAACAACCACACCAUUGAUUAGAUUGAAAAU
Messenger RNA from Athalia rosae (coleseed sawfly), 1461 nucleotides. RefSeq lists its product as uncharacterized. Lineage: Eukaryota; Metazoa; Arthropoda; Insecta; Hymenoptera; Athaliidae. The coding region runs from base 312 to 1448 and encodes 378 amino acids. The transcript is spliced from 2 exons. The record is from RefSeq and is a predicted model, not a curated record.